This is a messenger RNA of Phyllopteryx taeniolatus (common seadragon), 5448 nucleotides long. RefSeq names its product solute carrier family 12 member 2 (gene slc12a2). Gene Ontology annotation, cellular component: membrane. Gene Ontology annotation, biological process: sodium ion transmembrane transport; cell volume homeostasis; chloride transmembrane transport. The record is from RefSeq and is a predicted model, not a curated record. Gene Ontology annotation, molecular function: sodium:potassium:chloride symporter activity; ammonium channel activity. The transcript has 27 exons. Lineage: Eukaryota; Metazoa; Chordata; Actinopteri; Syngnathiformes; Syngnathidae.
UAGCAGGAACCCACCCUUCAGUGAUGCCGACCGCAGUGUGUGUAUAUUACUGGCGAGGGAGCCGCUAGGAAGCUAGGAGGAAUUGCGGCAAGGUCGACAGCAGCAUCCUGCUCUGAAUUACAGGAAGACGGUAUUUUCGACUGACUCAAGUUUGGAGGGACGAAAAAAAAAAUUGUUUGUUCUUUUGUAUUGCGGCUGAGGAAGAAAAAGGCAAUAGGUGGCUUAAAGUAUCCAUCUUGUAGCCUCAUGUUUCGCACUAACGAGGAUUUUUGUUGCUGUUAGCGCGGUCCAUACGGCGUUCGAAGCGCAUUUUCUGCUCUUACCAAACAGCUCAAAGAACGGUACAGUUCCGCUCGUCACGGACUAAGGGCCUAACGGGUGUUCUCAUAGACGGUUUACCCGUUAGUUUGCGUGUCAUGUCGGUGUCAUCAACUCCAAAUCCGGCCCCCGCUCCGGGAGAGACCGCACCAGCGGAGAAUGAUUGUUUAGCUCCCGACGCACGGCAGAAGCCGCCCGGUCCGACGCAUAGUCAGAGUCGUUUCCAGGUGGACCUUGUGGCGGAGGCAGCUGCAGCAGUCGCCGAAAACGAGUCGCUGAGUUCCGAAGCUUCCGCCACUGUCCCAUCCAGCGAUCAGGCCGAUCCCGGCGCUCCUCCGGAAUACCCAGGGACAAGCGGCGAAGAAGCUAAAGGACGGUUUCGGGUGGUGAACUUUGCAGACCCAAGCGGCGCUGGGAGUCCGGCUUCCCCAGAUGCGGCGCCUGCCGAGGGGAUGCAGAACGGGGACACAGUGAUGAGCGAGACGAGUUUACAUUCGUCCACUGGCGGCCAGCAUCACUAUCACUAUGACACACACACCAACACCUAUUACCUGAGGACUUUUGGCCACAACACCAUCGAUGCCGUGCCCAACAUCGAUUUCUACCGCCAGACAGCCGCACCUUUGGGGGAGAAGCUGAUCAGACCCACCCUGUCGGAGUUGCACGACGAGCUGGACAAGGAACCAUUUGAAGAUGGGUUUGCGAAUGGUGAUGAGCUGACCCCAGCUGAGGAAGCUGCAGCAAAGGAAGCCGCUGAAUCUAAAGGCGUCGUCAAGUUUGGCUGGAUUAAAGGAGUUCUGGUCCGCUGUAUGUUGAACAUAUGGGGUGUGAUGCUCUUCAUCCGUAUGUCCUGGAUUGUGGGUCAGGCUGGAAUUGCUCUAUCUUGCUUGAUUGUUGCUAUGGCCACUGUUGUGACAACGAUCACUGGACUCUCCACUUCUGCCAUUGCAACCAAUGGAUUUGUUCGAGGAGGCGGAGCAUACUACUUGAUUUCAAGAAGUUUGGGGCCAGAGUUUGGAGGGUCUAUUGGUCUCAUCUUUGCCUUUGCCAAUGCAGUGGCAGUAGCCAUGUAUGUGGUGGGCUUUGCUGAAACCAUGGUGGAACUUCUUGCUGGUUUGGAUGCCAUCAUGACAGAUGCAACCAAUGAUAUUCGAAUUAUAGGCACCAUCACUGUAAUACUUCUCCUCGGCAUAUCUGUUGCAGGAAUGGAAUGGGAAGCAAAGGCGCAGAUCUUCUUGCUCUUUGUACUCAUCACUGCAAUCAUCAACUACUUCAUUGGAAGCUUUAUUCCUCUUAAAUCAAAGGAAUCUACGGGCUUCUUUGGCUAUGAUGGUUCUAUCAUGUGGGAGAACAUGGGUCCCGACUUCAGGGAACAAACAUUCUUUUCUGUCUUUGCCAUCUUCUUCCCUGCAGCGACUGGUAUUCUAGCUGGGGCCAACAUUUCGGAGACCUUGCGGUAAGACCCACAGCUGGCCAUUCCCAGAGGAACACUUCUGGCCAUAUUGAUCACUGGAAUAGUUUAUCUGGGAGUUGCUGUCUCCACAGGUUCCUGUAUUGUGAGAGAUGCCAGUGGAAAUGAUACAGUCAGUUCUCAGUUCAUGUUGAAUUGCACUGAUGCUUCCUGCAAAUUUGGCUACGAUUUCUCUGCUUGUAAGAGUCAAAAAGAUGGCUGUCCCUAUGGCCUACAUAAUGAUUUCCAGGUUAUGAGCGUGGUUUCGGGUUUCGGGCCCAUCAUUACAGCUGGAAUCUUCUCUGCCACUCUGUCCUCAGCAUUGGCGUCUUUAGUCAGUGCGCCUAAAGUAUUUCAGGCUUUAUGUAAAGACAACAUUUACCCUGGACUUGAAAUGUUUGCCAAAGGUUAUGGCAAGAACAAUGAGCCUCUCCGAGGCUACAUCCUGACCUUUGUGAUCGCUCUUGCCUUCAUCCUAAUUGCUGAGCUGAACAUCAUUGCCCCUAUCAUCUCCAACUUUUUCUUGGCCUCCUAUGCCUUGAUCAACUUUUCUGUAUUCCAUGCCUCAUUGGCUAACUCCCCAGGGUGGCGUCCCAGCUUCAAGUACUACAACAUGUGGGUUUCGCUUGCUGGAGCUGUUCUGUGCUGCGUGGUAAUGUUUGUCAUCAACUGGUGGGCUGCUCUCUUCACCAACGUCAUUGUUCUGGGACUCUAUAUUUACGUCAGCUAUAAAAAGCCCGAUGUGAACUGGGGCUCAUCGACCCAGGCUUUGACCUACCACCAGGCUCUCACCCACACGUUGCACCUCAGUGGAGUAGAAGACCACAUUAAGAAUUUCAGACCCCAGUGUCUGGUGAUGACUGGUUAUCCGAACUCCCGUCCGGCGCUAUUGGACCUGGUCCACAGCUUUACCAAGAAUGUGGGUCUGAUGAUCUGUGGUCAUGUUCGCACGGGUUAUAGAAGACCAAACUUUAAAGAUCUGGCAACAGACCAGUCCCGGUAUCAGCGAUGGCUGCUGAAGAAUGAAACAAAGGCUUUCUAUACACCAGUGUUUGCAGAAGACAUGCGGCAGGGGAGCCAGUACCUUCUUCAGGCUGCAGGCUUGGGCCGUCUAAAGCCCAACACUCUUGUGCUUGGCUUCAAAAAUGAUUGGCGAGAUGGUGACAUGAUGAAUGUGGAGACGUACAUUAGUAUGAUCCACGAUGCCUUCGACUUUCAGUACGGUGCUGUUAUUUUACGAUUAAAAGAGGGAUUGGAUGUGUCGCAUAUCCAUGGACAAGAUGAUGUGCUCUCCUCCCAAGAGAAGUCCUCUGGGAUGAAAGAUGUGAUUGUGUCUAUUGACACCAGCAAAAACUCUGAUGGGGAUUCAUCCAAGCUGUCUUCCAAAGCUACAAGCCUCCAAAACAGUCCAGCUAUACAGAAAGAUGAUGAAGAUGAUGGCAAAGCUACAUCCCAGCCCCUGUUGAAAAAAGAUAAGAAGAACAUGACCGUAUCGCUGAAUGUGUCUGACCAGAGACUGUUGGAGGCCAGCCAGCAGUUCCAGAAGAAACAAGGGAAGGGCACAGUUGAUGUCUGGUGGCUGUUUGAUGAUGGAGGUUUGACCCUUCUUAUCCCUUAUCUGUUGACCAACAAGAAGCGAUGGAAGGAUUGCAAGAUUCGUGUUUUUAUCGGUGGCAAGAUAAACAGGAUUGACCAUGACCGCCGAGCAAUGGCAACCCUGUUGAGCAAGUUCAGGAUAGACUUCUCAGACAUCACUGUGCUUGGAGAUGUAAACACCAAGCCCAAAAAUGAGCAUACUGCUGCCUUUGAGGAGAUGAUUGAGCCCUAUCGGUUGAAGGAAGAUGACAUGGAGCAAGAGGCAGCGGAGCGUUUGAAAAACAGCGAACCAUGGAGGAUCACAGACAAUGAGCUGGAGCUUUAUCGUGCCAAGACUAAUCGUCAGAUCAGACUCAACGAGCUACUGAAGGAGCACUCCGACACAGCCAACCUUAUUGUCAUGAGCCUGCCAUUGGCCAGGAAGGGUGCAGUGUCAAGUGCUCUGUACAUGGCCUGGCUGGAGGUGUUGUCGAAGGACCUGCCGCCCAUCCUUCUGGUGCGCGGCAACCACCAGAGUGUCCUAACCUUCUAUUCUUAAAAAAAAAAAACUAGAAACAAGUCUCACAUCCAUCGAAUGUGUCUGUUAGCAGACCACUAUAUACUGUAAGUGUGUGUAUAUAUAUAUAUAUAUAUAUAUAUAUAUAUAUAUAUAUAUAUAUAUAUCCAAACGCAACUAUAAACUGUGCACGUAUGUUUUUAAGAAAUUACCUAAGAAAAAAUAAAUAAAAGUCACGUAUUCAAUGCAGAUCGGAUUGAGAUGAGGACAAAAUACGGAUAAUUCAAUUGAUGUGGGUGUAGCGUGCUUUUUUUCAAAUGUACCUGCGCUCUUCUUCUCUUUUUUUGUUUUGUUCAGGAAAUGUCAUGUAUCUCCAAUCGGACUCUCACCUGGAAAUGUCGGUUUCUCAAAAAAACGGUUUAAUAAUGUCAAACUUUGAAAAGAGUUUUUGCACCAUCUUUCACCUUGUUGUGACAUGGAACGGUCACGCUCAUUACAUUUACUGGAGCCGUUUAAAUGUUUGUGAAGCCUCAAUAAUCAACUUGCUGCUUUCCUUCAAUAUUUGGAGAGAAGCAUCUAGAAUGCUUUGCAACACCUUUUUUAAAGCCUUAUGGAUGUGCCUUCCAGUCGAAUCAGAUAUUAAUCUCUAGUUAGAUAACAAUAUUGUAAUAUUGGGUAAUAGUAAGUUUGAACAUUUUUUUUUUUUGAUUCCUUAGUGGAGUGAAUUGCAUGCGUUAAUUGAAGGUGUCCCUUUAAUAGUAUAAUAACUUUCGACCCGUUCUUCCCCCUUUGUUGUUUUGGGCUGUUGUGUUUUUCUUGCCAUUAACUUUCGAGUCUUCCUUUUUAAAGAUGUUAAUAUUUCUAAUGCCUCAACUACUCUGCAACAGACACCAUUUGCUUUCAGGCAAAGUGCCUAAAGCAUAUACGGAUUGGUCUGGAAUUCAAGAUUUUAUUUGUGGAUGUAGGUUUCCAUUAGCUACUGUAUGUCAUGUUAAAAAAAAAAACAAUAGUAGCUGUCGUAGCUCAUGUAGCUGCACGUUAACUAAAUGGUUUCAUUCAACAAAUGUAUCUUAUCUCGCAUUGUUCUUCCCCAGGACACGAACGCCACUCUCCAACAAGCUCGUAAACUUUGCCUUAAUACCAGAACGAACGAGUCAGGUUUUGGUACGCCAUACUGGAUAGGUCACAUCCUUGUUUUCAAUAUUUUUCAAUACCACAUCUAUGUAUAUGUAUCUAAGUAAUCACCGUCCACCCUUAUAGGUCUCUUAUAUCUCUAAAUGUAGCCCAGCUCUGCUAGUAGCUGGUUCUGUGGGUACUCCAUAUAUAACACAUCCAGCAUUAGUGCCACAGUACACUUUAGAUUUACUCAAGUACUCAGGCCCCUCACCCUGCCUUUAUUACCUUGUUUUCCAUCAGGAUGUAUGAUGAACUGCUGUUCUUAUCUAAAAGUGACCUUGUUACGAACUUGGAAGGCAUGCAGUUCUGAAUAAUGUGACAUUAGAAUGAGUCAGUUCUGAGUAAACGUUAUACCUCUAUGCAUUUCAGUUGGUGUCACACAUGUAAUAAAAGUCCAUCUCUCAAUUUGAAA